AUGCCCUGGAGCCCCUGGGCACUGCUGCUGCUGCGGCUACUGGCAGUGCUGUGGCCACCGGGGCUGGGUGAGGCGUGCAGCUGUGCCCCUGCCCACCCCCAGCAGCACGUCUGCCACUCUGCACUUGUGAUUCGGGCCAAAAUCUCCAGUGAGAAGGUAGUUCCUGCCAGUGCAAACCCUGCUGACAGUGAAAAGAUGGUGCGGUAUGAAAUCAAACAGAUAAAGAUGUUUAAAGGGUUUGAGAAAGUCAAGGAUGUUCAAUAUAUCUAUACACCAUUUGACUCCUCACUCUGUGGAGUGAAACUAGAAGCCAACAGCCAAAAGCAGUACCUGCUGACUGGCCAGGUCCGUGGUGAUGGAAAAGUCUUCAUCCAUCUGUGCAAUUACAUUGAGCCCUGGGAGGACCUGUCCUUGGUGCAGAGGGAAAGUCUGAAUCAUCACUAUCUUCUGAACUGUGGCUGCCAAAUCACCACGUGCUAUUCAGUGCCCUGUACCAUCCCGGCCUCCAAUGACUGCCUCUGGACAGACUGGCUGUUGGAACGGAAGCUCUAUGGGUACCAGGCCCAGCAUUACAUCUGCAUGAAACAUGUUGAUGGCACCUGCAGUUGGUACCCGGGCCACCUGCAUCUCAGGAAGGAGCUUGUUGACAUCAUCCAGCCCUAG
Dipodomys spectabilis (banner-tailed kangaroo rat) is the source of this 663-nucleotide messenger RNA. RefSeq names its product TIMP metallopeptidase inhibitor 4 (gene Timp4). Bases 1 to 663 code for a protein of 220 amino acids. Gene Ontology annotation, molecular function: metalloendopeptidase inhibitor activity; protease binding. Lineage: Eukaryota; Metazoa; Chordata; Mammalia; Rodentia; Heteromyidae. Gene Ontology annotation, cellular component: extracellular matrix. The transcript is spliced from 5 exons. The record is from RefSeq and is a predicted model, not a curated record. Gene Ontology annotation, biological process: negative regulation of membrane protein ectodomain proteolysis; negative regulation of endopeptidase activity.